AAAGUCCUCUCUUGCUGGCUGACUCUUCUUCUCCCCUCUCUAUAAUGCUACUAUAGUCUUUUUAAUACUACUCCACUUGAAACUUUCGCAUUCCCUACACGCCACACGCUAAUAUUAAUACUAUACUAUAUAAUCCUCUUAUAAGUGCAGACACAAAUGCAAAUCAUUACUUAUACUAAUCCUUUUACAAUGGGUCACAAUGCAAAUACUCUCAAAUCGUUACUGCUAUUAUCACUUGUGUUAUGUCAUGUUUUCUCCUUAGCACCUUCCAUUGAAGCUACGUCUACACAGAAAUACAAAUACAAGAAUGCAUACGCGACAAUGAUGUAUGUAGGAACACCAAGAGACUAUGAAUUCUACGUUGCUGUUCGUGUUCUUGUUAGAUCACUUUCAAAACUUAAUGUUCAAGCUGAUCUUGUUGUCCUUGCUUCCAUUGAUGUUCCUCUUCCAUGGAUUCAAGCUUUGGAAGAGGAAGAUGGUGCAAAAGUCGUGAGGGUGUCAAACUUGGACAAUCCCUACAAGCAUCAAGAUAAUUUUGACAAGAGAUUCAAGUUAUCACUGAAUAAACUCUAUGCAUGGAGCUUAGUGGACUAUGACAGGGUUGUUAUGCUAGAUGCUGACAACCUCUUCCUUCAAAACACUGAUGAAUUGUUUCAAUGUGGACAAUUUUGUGCCACAUUUAUCAAUCCUUGUGUCUUUCAUACGGGUCUCUUUGUCUUGCAGCCAUCAACGGUUGUGUUCAAAGACAUGGUUAAUGAAUUGCGAAAUGGGAGAGAAAAUCCAGAUGGUGCAGACCAAGGUUUUAUAGAUAGCUACUUCCCUGACUUGCUUGAUAAGCCAUUGUUUCAUCCGCCUUCAAAUGACACCAAGCUUGAGGGAACAUAUAGGCUUCCUUUAGGUUAUCAGAUGGAUGCUUCUUACUACUAUCUUAAACUUCGUUGGAGCAUACCAUGUGGACCAAAUAGUGUGAUCACAUUCCCGGGGGCACCAUGGUUGAAGCCAUGGUAUUGGUGGUCUUGGCCUGUCCUGCCACUAGGCAUCCAGUGGCAUGAACAACGUCGCCAAACUAUAGGGUAUGCUUCGGAGAUGGCUGUGAUAUUUAUCCAAUCUGCAAUAUACAUAGGAAUAAUAGCAAUGACGCGUUUGGCAAGGCCGAGCCUCUCAAAAAUAUGUUUUAGGCGUUCCGAUAAGAGCAUCACCCUGGCACACAGCAGCCUAAAAUUAGUAGCAUUGUGGUGCAUACUUGCUGCUUACGUAACACCAGUCUUUAUCAUACCUCACACAAUUCACCCUCUACUUGGUUGGAUCCUGUAUUUUCUUGGUUCUUUUGCAUUUUGCUCAAUUGCAAUUAAUAUCUUUCUUCUACCAAUGUUACCAGUUUUGGUACCUUGGCUUGGGAUUCUUGGAGUCCUAAUGGUUAUGGCAUUUCCUUGGUAUCCUGAUGGAAUAGUAAGAGCUAUGUCUGUGUUUGGCUAUGCAUUCUGUUUUGCUCCAUUUUUGUGGAUAUCUUUAGUGAGGAUUGUGACAGGUCUUCAACUAUCUCUAGAGAGGGAAGCUUUUCUACCUAGAUUUGCAGAAUGUUAUCCACAAUCUUGGUUUAACAAGUUAUUUUGAGAUGUAUACUUACAUUAAAAUUGUAUUCAUUUGUUCACUUACAUUAAAUUUUAUCAAAUCUCACUUGUACUCAUUGUUUAAUUA
Medicago truncatula (barrel medic) is the source of this 1698-nucleotide messenger RNA. Its product is annotated as putative glucuronosyltransferase PGSIP8. The transcript is spliced from 5 exons. Bases 157 to 1614 code for a protein of 485 amino acids. NCBI's taxonomy places the organism in Eukaryota, Viridiplantae, Streptophyta, Magnoliopsida, Fabales, Fabaceae. The record is from RefSeq and is a predicted model, not a curated record.